Messenger RNA from Closterium sp. NIES-65, 795 nucleotides. The record is from the annotation of a GenBank genome assembly. Lineage: Eukaryota; Viridiplantae; Streptophyta; Zygnematophyceae; Desmidiales; Closteriaceae.
AUGUCACUUGGCCUACAAACAGCCCCACUGCCGCCGUUCUUAAAAUAUGAGGGACAACCACAGCAAGUGCCAGACAGUCAAGGCACGGCGUUACCUGCGCUAGAGCAGCUUCCGCCUUUGCCGACUCCCUGUACGCGAUUGGAAGUAGACCUUUAUCGCCUGUUGCGAUGCUGCGAGCGCAUCGCACGGAGCCAAUCAGCAGCCGAGCUGCAACGAGAUUUCAAGUUCCACAACGUGGCAGCGCAAGCCCAGGCGGCAAGGGCGGAGGCGUACCUUCAGCGAAUCACUUUGUUGGCUGACUUGCUGGAAGAGCACGUGCUGCCUGACAUGUGGCACAUGCCGGACAGCCUGCCUCUUCAGGACGAAUGCCAGCUGGACGCCUUGGUACCUCAAGAUCCCAACCUAUCAUCAACCUUCAGAGGAAUCAAGCCUGCUCAAUCCCAUCAGCAGCAGCAGGGAGAAAUCGAAGGAGGUGCCUUGCGGGGCUAUGUGCCAUAUUCUGCAGCCUUUGCGGGUGGGCAAGGCAGGGAGGCGUUGGGCCUUCGAUCACGCCGCCGCCAGUUGAGGGGUCGGCAUGGGCCGACUUCCAGAGAUCACCGACCAGGUUCUUCUCUCCCUGGGUCAUCCCUGGACGAUGCAUCAAGAGCAAUCAUUACAACCCAUAAGAACCUUCAGGAGGAGCUGUCGGAUCAGAUGCUGACGCUGGCAGGGCAGAUGAAGGCCAACUCGCUCGCCAUGGAGGAGAAAGUCAAAAGCUCCAAUAAGGUGACACGCUGCUGCCAUCUCAUGGAGUAG